Molecule: messenger RNA, 792 nt
Organism: Penicillium cosmopolitanum
Lineage: Eukaryota; Fungi; Ascomycota; Eurotiomycetes; Eurotiales; Aspergillaceae
Product: oxidoreductase 2OG-Fe(II) oxygenase family
Exons: 3
Coding region: 1-792 (263 amino acids)
Molecular function (GO): dioxygenase activity
Source: RefSeq, a predicted model, not a curated record
AUGACUCCUUUUGACGUUUUGAUUCGUUUUAUGCCUAAAUCUCCUUCCAGAGCGCUGAAUAUUGGUGAACUGGACGACGGAAAAGUUCAACAAGCCUUACCUCCAACCCUCCUUUCUCAGGAGAAUGAGAUUUCUCAUUUUACACGAUUAUGCAAUGAAACAUGUGCUCAAAUACUAAAGCUCUUGAGUCAAGGGCUCGAGAUACCAGAAAACUUUUUCACUAGCCGCCAUGAUCCAUCAAAAGGCUCAACGGGAAACUCGCUUCGGCUACUCUACUACCCAUCCGAUGUUUCGUCAUUCAGACCGGAGAAGGACAUUCGUGCUGGUGCCCAUUCUGACUACGGCAUGUCCUGGACAACCGGGCCUAGAGAUCUUAACGCCGGACCAAACAUGGGCCCCGGUCCCGUGUACCCAGGCGACUUGGUUAAAUAUCCAUUUCCACCAAUAUUAGUCAACAUCGGCGAUAUGUUGAGUUACUGGACGGAUGGGUUGCUCAAAUCAACUAUUCACCGCGUUGUAUUCCCUCGCGAGAUACCGGAGAGCUCAGAAUCGGGACCGCGGGAUCGUUACAGCAUAGCCUUUUUCUGUCAGCCCGUUGGCAGCACAGAGCUAGUUCCAGUUCCUAGCAAGCUUGUGGAGAACUACCGAGAAGGCCAAAACAAGGACCCCAAUAAAAGCUUCAUCGUUGGUUACGGAGGCGGGGCAAACAGUCUAGAUUCCGACCAGCCUCGGAUGACAGCCGGUGAACACCUACAAUCUAGAUUGAAUGCAACAUAUCUCAAGAGUAUCUGA